Rhodamnia argentea is the source of this 591-nucleotide messenger RNA. RefSeq lists its product as uncharacterized. Lineage: Eukaryota; Viridiplantae; Streptophyta; Magnoliopsida; Myrtales; Myrtaceae. The record is from RefSeq and is a predicted model, not a curated record. The transcript has 3 exons. The coding region runs from base 1 to 591 and encodes 196 amino acids.
AUGGAGACUGAGGAAGGAGACACUAUUGAUUGUGUCGAUAUCGACAAACAACCGGCGCUGGAUCAUCAUUUAUUUAAGAAUCAUAAAGUUCAAGGAAAUAGUUGGCGCGAUGGUUGCUGCUACACAUUCUGCCAAGGUUUUGUACAAGUGGAUAGAAUAAUAACUCCCAAUUAUCCAAUUAAACCAGUUUCUACCCAUGGUGGACCCAUAUAUGAACUCAAAGUCGAAGUCUCCCAGGUGAUUUCAGUUCUCCUACAUGAUCAACAGACUCGACUUAUCUCAAUAAACGAGAACCUGGAGGACAGCACGUUCACCGCGGCAUGGGGAGGGAUCGCUCAAGAAAGCGCGGACGGGUAUUGCCCGCCCAUGGGCAGCGGGGUGUUGCCGGAUGCGGAUUACCGGAAAGCAGCUUAUUUCAGAGAUGUCCGGUGGAUGAAUGCACGUGGAGAGAUUUUUCCUCCUCGUGAAGUGAUGCCCGUGGUGGUGGACGUGACACCCAGUUGUUAUGGUCCGCUGGAUCUGCAUCUUAGGCCGGAUCCAUGGGGUUAUUAUUUCUCCUAUGGAGGCCCAGGAGGAUACUGCAGAGCAUGA